GUCCACGUCACCGCAGACGACCGUGGUGCACUCGGCACGACCAGUGUAUCGUGUUCAUUUCUACAUUUUGUACCAUUACGCUUCAUUCGUAAACCUUGAUACCGUAGGUGAAUUAAAGCAAAGUAAAUGCUUCCAGCCGGCACGUGGAGUGACGCCGUGUACAAGGCAGCUACGGUCUCGUUUGCAGCGCUAGAACCCACGUACACGCACUCUUCGGCUCAUUUCGGUUACGUUCGCUUGCGCUAUCGUGUACACCGAUCGUGUCGGCUAUCGUUCUCGUUCACUCUCAACGUAUAGUUCCAUCAAAUUACUAACUAGAAACCAACCAUCACGUCACUUCAGUGUCAGUGCAGUGUACAAAGUGUCGUGGGGCGAGCUGUCGCCGGAUGUGCCGGUUGUAAAGUCCUCUCGAAAAAUAAAGUCUGACAAGUGACCUUGAUUCAUUUAACUAAGUGACAAAAUAUUACUCCGUAAUAUUACGAAAAGAAACAUAACCUACAAAAUGUCAGACAGCGCACAGGACGUUCUACAGGAUGCGGUAACCGGCGCCGCCGCUGCUGCUGCCGAUGCCGCUGAUGGAUCGCUGUUUAGCACCUUUGAUAUAAUUGUGCUCGUUAUCUUAUUGGGAGGCACCAUCUGGUGGCUAUACAACUCCAAAAAGGAAAACAAAAAAGAUGAAAUUCUGCUGAGCAAAUAUUCCAUCCAGGCUGCGGGAUCCAUUCAAGUUACUGAAAAUUCUUUCAUAAACAAACUAAAGUCAUCUGGAAGAAGUUUAGUUGUAUUCUAUGGGUCUCAAACGGGUACUGGUGAGGAGUUCGCUGGACGUCUUGCCAAGGAGGGCAUACGAUACAAGAUGAAGGGUAUGGUUGCUGAUCCCGAAGAAUGUGAUAUGGAAGAACUUAUGAAACUCCAAGAAAUACCGAAUUCAUUAGCUGUGUUCUGUAUGGCAACAUAUGGUGAAGGAGAUCCCACAGACAACUCUAUGGAGUUUUAUGAAUGGAUAAAGAACGGAGAACCGGACCUAACUGGUUUAAAUUAUGCCGUGUUUGGCCUUGGCAACAAGACAUAUGAACAUUACAAUGCGGUUGCUAUAUAUCUAGAUAAACGUCUUGAGGAACUUGGCGCUACAAGAGUCUUUGAACUUGGUCUUGGAGAUGAUGACGCUAAUAUCGAAGAUGACUUUAUAACCUGGAAAGAAAAGUUCUGGCCAGCUGUAUGUGAGAAAUUCAAUAUUGAGAGCACUGGUGAAGAAGAGUUGAUUCGUCAGUUCCGUCUUGUUACUCAUGGACCUGAUGACAUACAGCCUAACAACAUAUUUACUGGAGAAAUUGCCAGAUUACACUCCUUACAAGUCCAGAGGCCACCUUAUGAUGCCAAGAAUCCAUUCCUUGCCCAAAUCACAGUUAAUAGAGAAUUACAUAAGGGUGGAGAUAGGUCUUGUAUCCACGUCGAAUUAGAUAUUUCAGACUCCAAAAUGCGAUAUGAAGCAGGUGAUCAUGUGGCUGUGUACCCAAUAAAUGACUCCAACCUUGUAGAUCGUCUAGGACAAUUAACAGGGGCCAACCUUGAUGAGAUCUUCUCUCUCAUCAACACUGACCAGGAAAGCAGCAAAAAACAUCCUUUCCCUUGCCCAACCUCCUACCGCACUGCAUUAUCACACUAUGUUGAGAUUACUGCAUUGCCCCGUACUCACAUAUUAAGAGAGUUGGUUGAAUACUGUACAGAUGAAGAAGACAAAAAGAAAUUGAUGCUCAUGGCAACUAAUUCUCAAGAGGGCAAGGCCUUGUACCAAUCAUUUAUUGUAGAGGCUUGCAGAAAUAUUGUGCACAUCUUAGAGGAUGUACCAUCUUGUAAACCUCCACUGGACCACUUGUGUGAACUUUUACCUCGCCUACAACCAAGAUACUACUCCAUCUCAUCCAGUCCUAAGAUGUAUCCAGAGACAGUGCAUAUUACUGCAGUCGUUGUUCAAUAUAAAACACCUACGGGUCGCGUCAACAAAGGUGUUACAACGACAUGGUUAGCAGAUAACAAACCCGAACCCGGCAAGCCUCUUCCUCGUGUACCCGUAUUUAUCAGAAAAUCACAAUUCCGAUUACCUCUGCAAAGUCAAACCCCCAUAAUAAUGGUCGGUCCUGGUACAGGAUUAGCUCCUUUCCGUGGAUUCUUGCAAGAACGUGCUUUCGCGCGUGCGAAUGGCAAGGAAGUUGGAGACAAUGUUCUAUACUUUGGAUGCAGACAUCGCGACCAGGAUUACAUUUAUCAAGAGGAACUUGAGAAAUACGAGCAAAAUGGUGAUGUCAAAUUGAACUUAGCAUUCUCUCGUGAUCAAAAAGAAAAAGUGUAUGUAACACAUUUACUAGAAAAAGAUAUGGAUCUCUUAUGGGACGUCAUCGGUAAUCGUAAUGGACAUUUCUACAUUUGCGGGGACGCUAAGAAUAUGGCUGUUGACGUAAGGAAUAUUGUCUUAAAGACUAUCCAACUAAAAGGUGGACGCACAGAAGCUGAAGCUGCACAAUUUAUCAAGAAGCUUGAGUCUAUGAAGAAAUAUUCUGCUGACGUUUGGAGUUAAGUUUUCACACAUAUUAUAGGCGAAUUUGUGAAACUGUAGACAAUUUUUCAGUUUAAGUUAUGGUGAUUAUUACAUUAUGUAAUUAAUUAAUAUUUGUAUAAAUGGUCCAGCACAAUUAAUUACCUACUAAUUACCAUACAGUAUGGUCCAUACUAUAAAAACGGCAGCACAAGAUAACAUGAAAACCAAUGAUAAUCUUUUAUAUCGACAGUUUGCUAUUGUCUGCGCAAAUAAUUGAAUUAUAGACGUUACUUUCACAAUGUAUUUUAAGUCCAUUGUAAUUUUUUAAUGACUUUAAAAAUUUUGUAAAUUGACGAAAAACUUAUUUUAUGACGCCGUAAAGGUGAAUAUGAGGACAUUAAAGUUUUAUAUAAAAUCAAUAAAUAGUACAAAUGUCUAUGUCGAUGUAUAUCAUUUGACAUUCAAAUAGUUCAUUUACUUUAAGACAAUAUGUAAUGCUACUUUUAUGAAUAUUUUCUUCGUUUAAAGAACAAAAUAAGUUAUUGUAACAUUUUAUAACUAUACCUAAAUAAUAAGGACAAUUCUCCAUGUUGUGAAUAUCGUUACAAAUAAUAUGUAUAAAAAUGACAUAAUUGUGACAGAAUUAAAUAGUCAUGACACGUUAAUUAUGUACCAACCUAUAAUAUUUGUUAUUUAACUUGUUUCUUGCAGUAUCAUUGUUCUAGCAUGAUUUGAAAAUUAAGUAAUUUCCUAGGCGUAAAAACUUCUUCGCUAACAAUAUAAUUUUUUGUUACAUGCGUUUCUAUUUCGUUAUGGUUUAUGUGCGGAAUACAUAUUUAAAGACAUAUACAGCUUAUUGUGAUGUGUCGUAUUUCGACUAAGCUAAUGAAGAGUCUGAAUAAACUUGUUAAUACUGUGUAAGCAGCAAAUUUUAAACAGCACAAAGUGCUUUAACCAUGGUUAAUGGAAGAAAUCCAGUUCGUGCAUGUUAAAAUUUAUUAUUUAUUUCACUAUUUCGGUUCAUAUUAAUAAUCCAUUUAACCAAUUACAGAUUUAAAAUCUUAAUGACUGAAAUAGUGAAGAAUUCAGCUCGUUGGUAUAUUGGCUGUCAUAAGCCAAUGAAAUUCAAAAUAAUUGUAGGUAAAACUUUGAUCGUGAUUAUUGGGAAAAACAUCUACCUAUAUUGUGUUCAGUUAAAAAGUGUGAAAUCAAUUUCAAAUGUUUAAACUCUUUAUUUAGGUAAGAAUGUGAGAACACUUCGUUUUUGAUAAUGGCUCAAUUAUGAUUUUAUUUGUAUUCGGUACAUUCACUAUAAUCGAAUGCUAUAUAGGUAACACCGGGCGUAAUUUAGUAACCCCUAAAAUAAAGUGGUGAUCGUGUGUUGCAAUUAUUUAGACAUGUGGAUGAAAUCCUUACUAACAAAAGCAGGUUUAAUGUAUAUAGAAUGUAGUCAGCAUGUUAUGAGAAAAUAUCAAUAAAAAAAACAGUCACAAAAAGGAUCCAUAACUAGACAAUUUUUCUCCUACUGUUCAAAUAAAUAUAUUUUGAUUAUUUAUUCUAUUUCAGACGAAUUUAUUGUCACUAAUGGAAGUAGGUUAGGCUAUUGCAAAAUAGAAUUCCAAGACAUUGUAUUUAAUAAAAAUCAUAUGUGUAUAUUUAAUCAGUUGUGUAUUUUCAAAUGUUGAAUUGUUGAAGUUUUAUAUAUUGUGGAAUGGGCAAUUAGACGUAAGUAAAUUAAAUAGUUUUUAUAUUACACAUUGUCUUGUAAUAAUAAAUACAAUUUUAUAAGA
Messenger RNA from Spodoptera litura, 4323 nucleotides. It is a transcript of the gene Cpr, whose product is annotated as Cytochrome P450 reductase. The record is from RefSeq and is a predicted model, not a curated record. Gene Ontology annotation, molecular function: flavin adenine dinucleotide binding; NADPH-hemoprotein reductase activity; FMN binding. Gene Ontology annotation, biological process: response to hormone. Lineage: Eukaryota; Metazoa; Arthropoda; Insecta; Lepidoptera; Noctuidae. Gene Ontology annotation, cellular component: cytosol.